Molecule: messenger RNA, 7976 nt
Organism: Plectropomus leopardus (leopard coralgrouper)
Lineage: Eukaryota; Metazoa; Chordata; Actinopteri; Perciformes; Serranidae
Product: neuropilin-2-like
Biological process (GO): vascular endothelial growth factor signaling pathway; axon guidance; angiogenesis
Cellular component (GO): glutamatergic synapse; axon; plasma membrane
Molecular function (GO): semaphorin receptor activity; vascular endothelial growth factor receptor activity
Source: RefSeq, a predicted model, not a curated record
GGAAGGAGCGCACUGCCGGAGAGAGCGAGAGACUGAGCGUGAAGGAAAGAGAGAGAGAGACAGCGGGGAGCGGGCAUAGAAGCGCGUGUUUCAGCGAAGAGACGCACAGUUUGCAAGAGGAGAGCGGCGAGGCUGCACGAUUAUUUUCUCCCGAUCAGUUUUACGCACGCACGCCGGAGCUGCCUCCUCCAUGAGAUCUUGUGUUAUCUUUUGCGCAAGAACGGACUUUUAUCUGGACAGUAAAAUAAGAGGAUAAUCGAUUUGAAAAAAAAUGUUUUUUGCUUUUCCAAUCACACGUGCUUUUACCAAGUAAAUGUGCAAUUUGGAAAGAGAGACAGAGCAAAAGAUUUGGGGAUAUUUUAUCGAGAGGAAGAGGAAACACUCAUGCUACUUUUUUGCAGGUUUUGUCAAAGUUAAUAGUCGUUUGCUGAUGUUUCUCCUUCUUCCUGGCGCGUUCCGCCAGUGAUUUCUACUUUGUUUUAAUCUUAUGAUUUUGUCUGUCAGCGAGUGUGAAGACAAGGUUUAUAUUCCCACGCGCGUUGUGACAGGGGGGACACAGUGCUGCCGACUGUGCGCACCGCAAUGGAUUUUGAGGCUUUCAAGAUGCAUCUAGAGUAGAUAUAGCGCUGAUUUUUGGAUCAACUUGAGCAAAUUAGUUUGUCUGUAAAAGCACACGUGGAUAAAGCUCUUGCAAAUAGUCUACAAACAGUGUUUAAUCGGCGCGGUAUUCUUGGAGAGCCCGGGGAACGCAACCCGGCGUUUGUGCUGGAUUUUGGUCACUUCUUGCACUUCAAAGACACUGAGACGUGUGGUAAAGGAGAGUAAAAUAGGACUUUGGACUUCAGAUAUACAGACUAAAACUAUACAGGAGGAGAAGGUGCUUCUUCUACACAUCCGAGGGGGAAAGAUGGAUUUAUUCCUAUGGCUCUUUGGAUGUUUACUGGCUUUUCUCUCGCCGUCAGCAGUCAAAGCAGAGGAAGGAGCGUCUGAGGCAUGCGGUGGCUAUUUAGAUGCCAGUUAUGCUGGAUACAUCACCACCCCCGGCUACCCUCUGGAGUACCCGCCUCACCAGAACUGUCGCUGGGUUAUCACAGCCCCUGAGCCCUCACAACGCAUCGUUUUAAACUUCAACCCACAUUUUGAGAUAGAGAAACUGGACUGCAGAUAUGACUAUGUAGAGAUCCAUGAUGGGAACUCAGAGUCAGCUGACCUGCUGGGGAAGCACUGCAGCAACAUCGCCCCUGCACCAAUCAUAUCGUCAGGGCCCUCACUCCACAUCAAGUUCGUAUCGGACUACGCCCACCAGGGGGCAGGCUUCUCACUGCGCUACGAAAUCUUCAAAACAGGUUCAGACUGUUCCCGUAACUUCACCAGUCCCUCAGGUCUCAUUGAGUCCCCGGGCUUCCCUGACAAAUAUCCCCACAACCUGGAGUGCUCCUUCAUUAUUAUUGUCCCACCCAGCAUGGAUGUGACCCUCACCUUCCUCACCUUUGACCUGGAGAACGACCCCUUGCCGGGCGGAGAUGGAGACUGCAAGUAUGACUGGCUGGAAGUGUGGGACGGACUCCCAGGAGUGGGCCCUCUGAUUGGUCGAUACUGUGGGACCAGGGUGCCUCCUGAGAUCCAGUCAUCUACCGGGAUUCUCUCUCUGUCCUUCCACACUGACAUGGCUGUGGCUAAAGAUGGCUUCUCUGCUCGAUACAACAUGACGCACAAGGAAGUCAGUGAGACUUUCCACUGUAGUAAUGCAUUCGGCAUGGAGUCAGGAAAGAUCACAGAUGACCAGAUCACAGCCUCAUCAAGUUUCUACGAUGAACACUGGUUGCCACGACAGGCCCGCCUCAAUUACCAUGACAAUGGAUGGACGCCCAAUGAAGACAGCAACAGGGAGUACAUACAGGUGGACCUCCAUACUUUGAAGGUGCUUACAGGCAUUGCCACCCAGGGUGCCAUUUCGAAGGAAACUCAAAAAGCUUAUCACGUCACCACCUUCAAGCUGGAAGUCAGCACCAACGGAGAGGACUGGAUGGUCUACAGACAUGGCAAGAACCACAAGGUUUUCCAUGCCAACACUGACGCCACGGAGGUUGUUCUCAAUCGUAUCCCACAGCCGGUCCUGGCCCGCUUCGUACGAAUCCGACCUCAGAUGUGGAAAAACGGCAUUGCACUGCGGUUUGAGCUCUACGGCUGUCAAAUCACGGAUGCACCCUGCUCAGAGCUGCAAGGCAUGCUGUCUGGGCUCCUUCCUGACUCCCAGAUUUCUGCGUCGUCCAUGAGAGACAUCCAUGGCUCCAUGGGGGCAGCCAGGCUGGUGGCCAGUCGCUCAGGCUGGUUUCCCAACCCGACACAACCCAUAGCUGGAGAAGAGUGGCUACAGGCGGACCUUGGUGUGCCCAAGAUGGUGCGUGGCAUUAUUACCCAGGGUGCAAGAGGGCUGGAGGGCAGCACCAGUGCUGAGAAUAGAGCGUUUGUGAGAAAGUACAAACUGGCUCACAGCUUGACCGGCAAAGACUGGACUUACAUCACCGACAGCAAGACUGGGUUCGCGAAGAUUUUCGAGGGGAACGGCCACUAUGAUACUCCAGAGGUGCGGAGGUUUGAUGAGAUUGUGGCCCAGUACAUCAGAGUCUUUCCGGAGAGGUGGUCGCCUGCUGGGAUCGGCAUGAGGAUGGAGGUCCUCGGCUGUGACCUGCCAGAAACAACCACUGUACCUGACACUGCGACCCCCACCGUGCCCAGAGUAGAACAGACCACCGCUGCAAUGAGACCCGCCACCACUCCGUCCCUGUCAGCCGUGUGCGACUUCGAGCAGAGCUUGUGCGGCUGGUCAGCUGAUCCCCAGUCAGGUGUGAGCUGGUCCCUGCACACAGCCAGCAGCAGUUCAACAGGACACGGCACACAUGGAACGAGGCAGGAUUUGGCGCUGGGAUCAGACAAUUUCUCAGGGAACUACCUCCACCUGGAUGCAGGCGCCCACACCCAGCGUAAGCGAGCCCGGCUGCUAAGUCCAGAGGUGGGGCCGGAGCGAGGCCCGCUCUGCCUGCUCUUCUACUACCAGCUCCAGGGGGAGGCGCAGGGGAGCCUGCGGGUCCUGCUGAGGGACAGCGACCAGGAGGAGACGCUGUUAUGGGCUUUGAAAGGAGACCAGGGGCCUCACUGGAGGGAGGGCCGAACCGUCCUGCCCCAAAGCCCCAAGGAGUAUCAGGUGGUGUUUGAGGGCUUUUUCGACCACCCGACCAGAGGCCACAUCAGAAUAGAUAACAUCCACAUGAGCAACAGCAUCGAGCUGGAGCAGUGUACACAGCCUUUCCCUGCUUUAACUCCUGGCAUAACCAAUCCCAGGCCUAUGGAUUUCGGAAAAGACCCUGUUUUCAACCACAAGCCCCCCAUCAAUGGAGACUACGUCUUCCCAGGGUGGCCCAACUCCUUUUCUACCCCAUCCUCUGCUGAUGUGGACCCCUCCUCUGUCACACUGGUGUCAGAGAAAGACAAGGACAACGCCUGGCUGUACACGCUGGACCCCAUCCUCCUCACUAUCAUUGUGAUGAGCUCUUUAGGUGUGUUGCUGGGUGCCGUUUGCGCCGGACUGCUCCUCUAUUGCACAUGCUCCUACAGCGGCCUUUCCUCGCGCUCAUCCACAACACUGGAGAACUACAACUUUGAGUUGUACGAUGGCAUUAAGCAUAAAGUAAAGAUAAACCAGCAGAGGUGCUGCUCAGAGGCAUGAAGAAGAGGAGGAGGAGAAUGAUGGGGAAAGACACGUCCCCUACAGAAGUAAUUUUGUUCUUUGGACAAAGAAACACGAAAAGGAAGCACUAUCUGUUAUUUCAAUCCCCAGUGUCCCCUACUUAAUAUCCUGCUCUGAUGUCUAAAGGGGGAAUAUUCAACCCAGAGUUUCCCCACCAGUGGGAACUUGUGACCUUGAUCUCCCCUACAUGCUAUGAGGCCUAAACUGGGGUCAGGUCUUCCCCCAGUCUCCCCUACCCACAGUACCAUAUCUCCUCCGCCUGCAGGAGAGAGCCUGCUCGAUUCUUAAAGCCUGUGAAUGAAUGAAGGAAUGAAUAAAUGAAUAUGAAUGACAGAUCUAUCAUAGAAUAUAACCCACCAGCCACUGGAAUGAAGCUCGGAAGGAGAUGGACUACAGCACCCAUGACAAUCUGGACAUUUGGACCACAAAUGACGGCAAAGUCUGGUGUGUUUGGUUAAAGUGGGAUUCUUAAAGAAAAUGUACCCAUGACUGGUACUUUGCAGAUUUUUUCCUCAUCAGCUUGAAUUUGGCUGAUAUUGACGGCAUGCAGAAAUCAAAAUCUCCAGCUUCUGACUGUCGGUAAAAACUUUAGCGCCAGUGGACCUUUUAAAGUGGGUACUUUUGACUGAAAUCAACACAUAUCAAGCAAAUGCCUAUCCCCCUGCAGAUGUUUAAAAGAUAUCAAACCACACUACUCAAAUUAAUCUAGAUUUCUAAAGGCGAAUAAGGAAAAGAGGAUGAAAAAGGACAUUUUCUUUUUGUUUGUUUCUGAAAGUUUUUUAGAUAUAUGAGUUCUGGGAGUUUCAAAUGUCCAUUAGCCUGCCUUAUGGCGCUCGCUCGCUCCUUUGUCUGCCCUCGGUCUGCGCUUUGUGAAACCAGUGGCAUAGAAGAGUAAUGGUGACUGUUUUUGUUAUGUUUUAGACUUGUGUCUGUUUGGAAAAAAAAAAGGUAAAGAAAAGCUUCAGUUCGUAGCCGCCCUGUAGAGCUCUUACGCCAUUUUUUAGACUUUCUUUAGCAUUGUGUUGGACUCCAUGGUCUUAACUGUUACUUCAGUCCUUUUCCAUUUUCACACAUUUUCCAUUACAGAUUAUCAGUCUUUACAAAGAGUAGAGAAAAGGUAAAGGAAGAUGAAAGACAGAAAAUCAGAGGUUUAUCUAAAUCUAACAUGCUGUUAUGGAGUCGUGCUUUAGAUUCAGUAUUCUAGGGUUUGUCUUUGGUAUAUAUCUAUAUUUUUUUGCUUUUCAGACUGUAUGAUGCCCAAAUGAUGAACAGACACUGUGUGAACAAAAUGUCAGUGAUUGUUUUAUUGCAACCUAUGGAUUGCCAAAGAGCCGUGUACGUGCACAGGGGGUCUGAACAAGUGUUAAAAGAGGCCGAGUGGAGGACAGUAUGAGAGUGACAAAUCACCCUUGCCCUUUAUUCACCACUCUAAGUGUCACCCCCCCUGAAUGAAAGACGCUCAAAAAAUGGAAAAAGAAGGAAUGACUAAAGGAGGAGAGCGGGAAAUCGUACCCGGUCGACUUUCUUGGACACACAAUCGAGCCUUAAGCUAACUACAGUAUACGCUGUAUCGGAGGACAGCCAUCGAGGAGUGCCAGUGCUGCUGGAGAGACUGAUGAAUGGGAGGAGACAUACACACACAUACACACACAUACACACACAUGCACACACAGAAAGAUAGACAGACAGAAAGAGAGAGCAAGGUUAUGUUUACAUGCAGGAAAAUUCUCAUUAUUAUUCAAAGUACAUUUAUAAUCAGAUUCAAAAAACUUAGUGAGCCUGGACCUUCAACAGUAUUCAGGUUAUAUGCGUUAGGCAUCAUGCAGCAGUUUCUAACCACAGUUACAUUCAUAUGCCACUAUUUGGCUUCAGCUAAAUACAUUUUGGUAGAAACUUAAAGGUACCCUGUGGAGUUUUGACCACUAGAGGUGCUGUGGAGCAAUGUUCCCAAUUUGUUUGUCUUUCAUGCAUGCAAAUAAGUAUGCAGCAACACAGAACUGAUAGCCCUUUAACACCAACAUGAAAUGGGUUCUGUUCUGCUUUCCAACCAUUUGGAAUAAAAAUUGGUUUUGAACCCCAAAAAUUGGUUUUAAGUUGGAAACAAAAGUAGAGUGUUAAGUGUGAACCUUUCCAAUAUCCAUAGGAGUGUCUUAUUCUAAAGGUUGGAAAGAGAGGACAUUGAAAGCAACAAUAGAGAUGUUAGGUAAAAAGUCAGUGGUGAAAAAGAGCGUGCAGUGGUCUCAUUAAUAGCUGGUUCUUGUUUUUGGAUAAAUACAAAUAGCUGUAAUAACAGAGCAAAAUUUUGUAGGUAAUCAAUCGAUCCUCCAUCUUGCUGUUACUGUUUGCUAUGCAUGCACUGUUGUGCACUCUGCAACACCCUUCGCUGAUGAAGUGGUUAAAUGCAGGCCAGUUUGUUAGAUAGCACAGAGAUUCCAAGAGUCCUGAAUGGAACUGGUGCAAGAAUGAUUUUUUGGGGGUUUUUUUUGGGCGGAAAAGGCUGAUCAGUGAUAGGCCAGCAAAGGAGAGGUAGGAGACUGUAAGCUUGGUAGGAUUUUAAUUAUUUAGAUGGAAAAAAAAUGAUUAGAACAAAAGUGCAUUCAGCACAUUUGUUAGACCUCAAAGAUGCAAACAAUUUGUGAAUAUAACUCUACAAGAACACCCCACAGGCUACUUUUAAUGCCUCCCAGAAGUAUUCUAAAGAACAUAUCAACAACAUGAUUGUGUUAAACACAGCUGCAACUUUUACAUGUUUUUCCUACAACUGACAGUUUUGUCCACUGAAACAUAAUUUUGAUGAUGUUUAGACAACCAUAUUUACUUGUAAAUAUUUGGAAAAGCUUUUGGUUUUAGUUGAAAAAUGAAAAAGUCAACACCUUGGCAUAAUUCUUAAGCACUUUGUACAUCUGUCUAUUCCUCCCGAUAUGGUUACUUAUGACUGUUCUUUAUGAAUGCCACGCCACUUCUGACAUUAAAAGUAGGCAUUGCAAGUGAAAAUAAAUAACUUGCAAAGUAGAAAAUUAAUGGAAAUCAUUGGAGACUGCUCUAUUAUUGCUACAUUUAAAAUAAAAUUUAAAUUAAAUAAUACAUGGCAGCAUACCUUGCGUUUAAAGGAAACUAUUGGCAUAAGUUAACAUGAUCAAUUAAGGUCCAUUAAAGAUAUAUAUGAUCAUCUAAACAACUGGACAGGUAGGCAAGUGUUUUUCUGCAUGAAAACAUAUCCGGUGCAAUGCUCAGCUGACAGAUGGAGAAGAUGGACAACCUAACCAUAACCCUAACCUAGUAAGAUAAACAUUAAGUGACACUGCCAGCAGGACAGGUAGAAGGUGUGAGAGAGAGACACACAAACUUGAAUCAGAGAGAGCGACAAGCAAAGACACAACACAAGGAAAAGAAUCUUAAAAAAUGUAAUUGGGGAGCCAGACGCUGUCCUCUCCCUGUCUGUUAUGUUUUUCUUUCUCACCCUGGUCAGCCACAUAGAAGAUGAGGGUCAAUCCCAGAAAGUCCCUUUGUGUUUCCUGAAUCUGUGAAGUUGCUUUCCUCUGGAGGCUAAAUUGAAAGAUAAAGAGACGGGAAGAAAAGGAGAGAAAAAGGGUCAAAAACGACAUGUGACACCACUCUUUCUUUUUGCCUCUCUCCCUCAUCUCACCCUGUUUGUGAUUAAACAAACAAAGAAAAUAGGGGGAGUAUGAAAAGGUGUUGAAAGCUGGUCAUAGAAGGAGAGAUAAAGGAGGGAACCAUGGAGAGAGAGAAAUGGAGGGUUUUCUGUCCAUCUAACUGCAUUUUCAUUGGACUGUUUUCCAAGUGCCUUGGAGCUCUCUUAAUAUGUCUCCCUAUCUUUCUCUCUUUCUCUCUGACUUCUAUCUUACUCUUUUUCUCUCUCACAGACAAAAAACACAGGAAACAUUAUGAGAAUUUGUUUGCUAAUUGCUACAAAUGAAUACAAUUAUAUAGCAACACACACCUGCACACACACGGCACACUUGUUGUCUUUCUCUCUCUCUUCUGCUCGACUUAAACUCUUUCCUUCUGGAAGUCUAGAAAGUAUUACCUCUUCUGUCUCGAUGGAUACACACGUGCUCACAUUGACACACACACACACACACAGAGAAAUGCACACGACAUUAAGACAUACACAAACCUACGGCACUGGCCAGAUAACUCAAACUGUUGUUUGUAGACUUUGUACAGAAAAAUUUCUUUUUUAAUGUUAUUAUUAUUAUUUAAUAAA